This is a messenger RNA of Microthlaspi erraticum, 1521 nucleotides long. NCBI's taxonomy places the organism in Eukaryota, Viridiplantae, Streptophyta, Magnoliopsida, Brassicales, Brassicaceae. The record is from the annotation of a GenBank genome assembly.
AUGUCUUGGGAUGACGGAAAGCACAUGAGGGUGAAGAGAGUUCAAGUUACAUAUGAAGAUGUUAUCAACUCCAUUGAGGCUGUGUAUGACGAUGAUCAAAACCCUAGGCGUCACGGAACUCCUGGCAGGAAAUCUGACGGCGUGAGCUUGAGCCCUGACGAGUACAUAACAGAUGUUACUGGCUACUACAAGACUACGGGGGCUGAAGAUGCUAUAGCAGCAUUGGCUUUUAAGACCAACAAGACCGAGUAUGGUCCUUAUGGAAACAAAACCAGGAACCAAUUCUCCAUUCACGCACCCAAAGACAACCAGAUCGCUGGUUUUCAAGGAAUUAGCAGCAAUGUUCUCAACUCCAUUGACGUCCACUUUGCUCCCUUACCAUCUGCCACUUCAGCUUCCUCAACCCCAUCGUCGGCUUUGAGUCAAGCAAACAAAGUGGAUGCUCACGGUGGGCAAGGAGGAUCAUCAUUUGACGAUGGUGCUCAUGAUCAUGUGAGAAGAGUGUUCGUUGGACAAGGUGACUCUGGUGUCACUUAUGUCAAGUUUGAGUACGAGAAGAGCGGUAACAAGGAACUACGUGAACAUGGAAAGAAGACCUUGCUCGGAGCAGAAGUGUUUGAGGUUGAUCCCGACGACUACAUCACAUCAGUGGAGGUGCACUCCGACAGGAUAUUUGGGCAAGAUACGGAGAUUAUCACCUGCCUAAUCUUCAAAACAGCCAAGGGAAAAACUUCACCACCUUUUGGACUUGAGGGUGCAAAUAAAAAAGAACUCAAAGAUCCGAAUGGUGGGAAACUUGUUGGAUUCCAUGGACGUGUAGGCGAGCUUCUUCAUGCUCUUGGAGCUUACUUCGCACCUCCCUCCGGUUCUGCUUCGACCGGUGGUGGUGCUUCUUCAACCACUUCAGCUGGUGCCAAGAAACUAGAGGCAAAAGGUGGUAAUGCUGGAAAUCCAUGGGAUGAUGGUGCUCAUGAUGAUGUCAGGAAAGUGUACGUAGGUCAAGGCGACUCCGGCGCACCUCCCUCCGGUUCUGCUUCGACCGGUGGUGGUGCUUCUUCAACCACUUCAGCUGGUGCCAAGAAACUAGAGGCAAAAGGUGGUAAUGCUGGAAAUCCAUGGGAUGAUGGUGCUCAUGAUGAUGUCAGGAAAGUGUACGUAGGUCAAGGCGACUCCGGUGUCUCCUACGUCAAGUUUAUAUACGACAAGGACGCUAAGGAGGUUCCCGGAAAUGAUCAUGGGAAGAAGACACUUCUUGCACCUGAAGAGUUUGUGCUCGAGUUUCCAAACGAAUAUAUAAAGGCGGUGGAGGUUAACUAUGACAGAAUAUUUGGAAGUGACGCCGAACUCAUAACGAUGCUUAGGUUCACGACGAACAAGCGAACUUCUCCACCUUUUGGGCUUGAAGGCUCUGAAAAAGUCAUAUUCCAAGAAGAUGGUCACAAGAUCGUUGGCUUCCACGGCAAAGCGGGAGCGGACAUAAUUCACCAAGUUGGAGUCCACGUCAAGCCCAUUUCCAAGUGA